AUGGGCAUGGAAGAAGAACAGACCAACUGAUGUUCUUUCUUUCUUGCACACAUGUUUAAAAAGUAAUUCCCAUACACAGCAAGCAAGCACCGGCUACGCUCCUCCAUUAAUAACAUCACGCUUCACCCACCUCUUUGCUUUCUGGUUUUGUGAUCUUGGAAACUGAACUUAAAACACAACCUACUCAUGGAUUUCAUUCGUAUGGCCUCUUUCCUUUUGCUCAUUAUUUGUGUUAGUGGAGUCAAGGGUUUGGGAAAGUACAUCACCUGGGACGAUAUCAAAAUACACUACCAAGAUAAUGAUCAGGAUUACAAAAAGAUAACAGAAAGGCUAAGUUUUCGGAACGGAGAUGAUGGGAAUCAAAGUAGAGUGAUCGUGGUUGAUCAAAGUGGCCACGGUGAUUCGCGGACCCUUCAAGCUGCUGUUGAAAUGGUCCCGGUUAACAAUUCCAUUCGGGUCAAGAUUUACAUUCUUCCUGGUGUUUACAGAGAGAAAGUGAUGGUUCCGGCUUCCAAACCCUACAUUUCUUUCAUUGGAGAUCCUAACCAUGCUUCCGAAACGGUUCUAAGCUGGCACGACAAAGCCUCCGACAGAUAUAAAGAUGGUUCGGAACUAGGGACUUAUAGAACAGCUUCUGUCGCCGUGGAAUCGGACUACUUUUGUGCUUCUGGGAUUACCAUUGAGAAUACAGUUGUUGCAGUGCCAGGAGGGUAUAAAAUGCAAGCAGUAGCAUUAAGGAUUGCAGGAAAUAAGGCAGUGCUUUAUCGCGUACGAAUACUUGGUACACAAGACACCCUUCUUGACGAAACCGGAUCACAUUACUUCUACCGAUGUUACAUUCAAGGAUCGGUUGAUUUUAUCUUCGGCAAUGCAAGAUCACUCUACAAGGAAUGUAGCCUGCAUUCGGUGGCUGAUAAGUAUGGAGCUAUUGCAGCACAUCAUAGGAACUCAGAAGGAGAGGAUACUGGAUUUUCUUUUGUCAACUGUUCUGUAACAGGAAGUGGUUUGGCAAUCUUUUUGGGGAGAGCAUGGGGAAACUACUCAAGGGCUGUUUAUUCGUAUUGUGAUAUUGAUAAUAUCAUUGAUCCUUCAGGUUGGAGCGACUGGAACCAACCAUGGAGGCAAAGGACCGCGGUUUUUGGAGAAUAUGAGUGCCGAGGAAAAGGUGCAGAUAGAAAGAAACGCGUAUCUUGGUCCAAGUCAUUCGAGUUUGAAGAAGCACUUCAUUUUCUUGAUACAGAUUUUAUUGGUGGAAAAGACUGGUUGAGACUUUAAGUUUAACAAUAGUGGUGUUUGGGUACCAAAUAUAGUCCAUAAAUCAUGAAGUUAUAUGUUUUUUUUAUUUAUAUUCAUGUCCAUAUAUAUAGCAGUAGAAGUUUUUACCAAA
Helianthus annuus (common sunflower) is the source of this 1387-nucleotide messenger RNA. RefSeq names its product pectinesterase QRT1. Gene Ontology annotation, molecular function: pectinesterase activity. NCBI's taxonomy places the organism in Eukaryota, Viridiplantae, Streptophyta, Magnoliopsida, Asterales, Asteraceae. The record is from RefSeq and is a predicted model, not a curated record. The coding region runs from base 187 to 1275 and encodes 362 amino acids. The transcript is spliced from 4 exons. Gene Ontology annotation, biological process: cell wall modification.